CGCGAGCAAAACCAAGACAUACAUUUUGCCAAGCGAGCACGAGACCCCAAGAUACGCGUCUCUUGGGCCAGAAGCUCCAUAACUUCGAAAUCUCAAACAAUGCUUGCAAGAUAGUACUGUUCAACACAAUUCCAUAAUGGCUGAUUUCGCGCCCUACCAAGAUCAAUCUCCUGAGACGAAUCGAGCCCUCUCUCCACCGCCGAUCGAAGGCCGACGCUCUUUCUCACCUGGCGGCCAGCGUUCCCCAGCUUUCCCAUCUCCCACGAACACUCCGAAACCAUCUGUGAAUCCUUGGGCGCCGACUCAUGAUAGCUCUGCGAGGGCGUUCGGAAAUAGUGGAGGUAAUGGUGGGUUUGGAGGGGACAUUGAGAGUGGCAGGGGGAGGUUGAACGAGUUCGAUACAAGCCUUCCGAUCAGAUUGGAUUAUGAGGCCUGCCUGGCAUAUCUUCUGCUACCGCCUGCUGGGGGAGUACUGCUUCUGGUGAUGGAGCAGAAGAGUGAUUAUGUUAGAUUCCAUGCAUGGCAAUCAGCGGUAAGGCUUAUCCUCAUACCAAUUUGCUCUUGCCUUCUAUGGAAGCUAGGAGCCCAGGAGCUGUUUCGGGAACUGGCAUAGUUCCUUUGGCCUUGUUUCUUGGCAGCAGGGUGGCCCCGAAGCUCUCAGCUCCCUCACGCCUCGUCGGGGUUUUACCAUGCUAAUUCGCUGGGCAGCUGCUGUUCUCUGCGAUAUUCGUGCUGCAUUUGGUCUUCUCGUGGUCCACGUUCCUUUCUUGGUUGAUAUUUAUUGGUGAUUUGGGGUUGAUUGGGCUCCUUACGUUUAGGGCCUACCGGGAUGCGGACACAUUAGACAGAUUUGAAGUGCCAUUCUUUGGUCCACUAGCUAGCAGGAUACUGGACGAUGAGUGAGGCUUGCCUCUGGGAUUUAUUUGAGCUCAAGAUACCCUUUGCAUGGCACGCAUGGAAACUGUAGGAAGACCGCAUACAGACAACCUAAUUGAUAAUAUCGUGAAUUACUAUUUUUGCC
Messenger RNA from Hyaloscypha bicolor E, 1021 nucleotides. RefSeq lists its product as uncharacterized. Lineage: Eukaryota; Fungi; Ascomycota; Leotiomycetes; Helotiales; Hyaloscyphaceae. The record is from RefSeq and is a predicted model, not a curated record. The coding region runs from base 137 to 613 and encodes 158 amino acids. The transcript is spliced from 3 exons.